GCCAGCGGGGUCGCUGCGCCUCCACUUUCCACGAGAGGACGUUCACACAGCCCGGAAUGAAAGAGACGGAGCUUUGUGCCCGAAACUAAAAAAAACACCCGAACCCGACUCAUGAAUUAAAACGACUUGUCUGUGAGAGGCCAGUAGAGGACCGUCUGUCUGUCUGAAGAAGGAUGAUGAUGGAGUUCCCGCAGCAGCCUCAGCAGCAAAGACCGGCGGGGGACGGAAAGAUCAUCUACCCACUGGGUGUCAAAGAGAUCACUGAUAAAAUCAGCAACGAUGAAGUCGUCAAACGACUCAAGCUGGUGGUUAAGACAUAUAUGGACAUGGAUCAAGACUCAGAGGAGGAAAAGCAGCAGUACUUGGCUCUGGCUCUUCACUUGGCAUCUGAGUUUUUCCUGCGAAACCCCAACAAAGAUGUACGAUUACUUGUGGCCUGCUGUCUUGCUGAUAUCUUCAGGAUCUACGCUCCAGAGGCCCCAUACACCUCACAUGACAAGCUCAAGGAAAUUUUCCUCUUCAUUACACGACAGUUGAAGGGAUUAGAGGAUACCAAGAGCCCUCAGUUCAACAGAUAUUUUUACUUACUAGAGAACCUGGCAUGGGUGAAGUCCUACAACAUCUGUUUUGAAUUGGAGGACUGUAAUGAGAUCUUCAUCCAGCUCUUCAAAACCCUCUUUUCUGUCAUCAAUAACAGCCAUAAUCAGAAGGUGCAGAUGCACAUGUUGGACCUGAUGAGCUCCAUCAUCAUGGAGGGAGAUGGAGUGACGCAAGAGCUGCUGGACACAAUCCUCAUCAACCUCAUCCCUGCUCACAAAAAUUUGAAUAAGCAGGCAUAUGACCUGGCCAAGACUCUUCUGAAGAGAACGGUUCAGACCAUCGAAACCUGCAUUGCCUCAUUCUUUAAUCAGGUGUUGGUGAUGGGAAAGUCCUCCGUGAGUGAUCUGUCUGAGCAUGUAUUUGACCUCAUUCAGGAGCUCUUUGCAAUCGACCCUCUGCUCCUUGUCUCUGUGAUGCCACAACUUGAGUUCAAAUUGAAGAGUAAUGAUGGAGAGGAGAGGUUGGCUGUGGUGAAACUGUUAGCUAAGCUCUUUGGAGCGAAGGACUCUGAACUGGCCACUCAGAAUCGCCCACUCUGGCAGUGCUUUCUGGGAAGGUUCAACGACAUCCAUGUUCCUGUGAGACUGGAAUGUGUGAAGUUUGCUAGUCACUCUCUGAUGAACCACCCGGACCUUGCCAAGGAUCUUACAGAUUUUUUGAAGGUGAGAUCACAUGACCCAGAGGAGGCAAUCAGACAUGAUGUCAUUGUGACCAUCAUCAACGCAGGGAAGAAAGACCUGAACCUGGUGAAUGAUCAACUGUUGGGAUUCGUCAGAGAGAGGAUGUUGGACAAGAGGUGGCGUGUCCGUAAGGAAGCAAUGAUGGGUUUGGCUCAGCUUUAUAAGAAGUACUGUCUGCACCAUGAGGCCGGGAAGGAGUCCGCUUUGAAAAUCAGCUGGAUCAAAGACAAACUCUUACACAUCUACUACCAGAACAGCAUAGAUGACAAGUUGCUGGUGGAGAAGAUCUUUGCCCAGAACAUGGUUCCUCACAGUCUGGAGACUGAGGAGAAGAUGAAGUGUCUGUACUACCUUUAUGCCUGUCUGGACACUAACGCAGUCAAAGCACUGAAUGAAAUGUGGAAGUGUCAGAAUAUGCUGAGAGGGCUGGUUCGAGAACUGCUGGAUUUGCACAAAUUACCUACAUCUGAAGCAAACACCAGCGCCAUGUUUGGAAAACUUAUGACCAUUGCUAAGAAUCUCCCAGACCCAGGUAAAGCUCAGGACUUUAUGAAGAAGUUUAAUCAGGUUCUGGGUGAGGAUGAGAAACUCCGUCUUCAGCUUGAGCAACUCAUCAGUCCCACCUGCUCAUGUAAACAGGCUGAACAGUGUGUGAGGGAAAUCACACGGAAGCUAACAUUCCCUAAGCAGCCCACGAACCCAUUCCUGGAGAUGGUGAAAUUCUUGCUGGAGAGAAUCGCACCGGUGCACAUUGACUCUGAGGCCAUCAGUGCCCUGGUUAAGCUGUUAAAUAAGUCAGUUGAGGGCACUGCUGAUGAUGAUGAUGAGGGAGUAACCCCUGAUACUGCCAUUCGUGCUGGACUUGAGCUACUCAAGGUUUUGUCAUUUACUCACCCCACUGCGUUCCACUCGGCUGAGACGUACGAGUCUUUGUUGCAGUGUCUGAAGAUGGAGGACGAUAAAGUGGCAGAAGCAGCAAUACAGAUCUUCAGAAACACAGGACAAAAGAUUGAGACAGAACUGCCACAAAUCCGCUCGACUCUAAUUCCCAUACUACACCAGAAGGCAAAACGAGGCACCCCUCACCAGGCCAAACAGGCGGUCCACUGCAUCCACGCCAUCUUUCACAACAAAGAGGUCCAGUUAGCUCAAAUAUUUGAGCCGUUGUCUCGCAGUCUGAAUGCAGACGUGCCUGAACAGCUCAUCACUCCUCUCGUGUCUCUUGGACACAUUUCUAUGCUGGCCCCGGAUCAAUUUGCAUCACCCAUGAAGUCAAUUGUAGCCAAUUUUAUCGUGAAGGACCUUCUGAUGAAUGACAGGUCUGUGGGAAACAAGAAUGGACGGCUCUGGACAGCUGACGAUGAGGUUUCCCCUGAAGUGCUGGCUAAGGUGCAUGCCAUUAAGCUGUUGGUCCGCUGGUUGCUGGGAAUGAAGAAUAAUCAGUCUAAAUCAGCUAACUCUACUCUCAGACUCCUCUCAGCCAUGCUGGUUAGCGAGGGAGACCUCACUGAGCAGAAAAAGAUCAGCAAGUCUGACAUGUCUCGACUGAGGCUUGCAGCGGGAAGCGCCAUCAUGAAACUGGCACAAGAGCCCUGUUAUCAUGAAAUCAUCACUCCAGAACAGUUCCAGCUCUGUGGACUCGUCAUUAAUGACGAGUGCUAUCAGGUGCGGCAGAUCUUUGCUCAGAAGUUGCAUGUUGCUCUAGUAAAGCUGUUGUUGCCACUGGAGUACAUGGCUGUGUUUGCAUUGUGCGCUAAAGACCCAGUGAAAGAGCGACGUGCUCAUGCCCGACAGUGCCUGCUCAAGAACAUCAGUGUUCGCAGAGAGUACAUCAAACAGAACCCUAUGGCCCAUGAAAAGCUGCUGUCUCUCCUGCCAGAAUAUGUGGUGCCAUACAUGAUCCAUCUUCUAGCUCAUGAUCCAGACCUCACCAAACCACAGGAUUUGGAGCAGCUCAGAGACGUCAAAGAGUGCUUGUGGUUCAUGCUGGAGGUGUUGAUGACAAAGAAUGAGAAUAACAGUCACUCGUUCCUGAGGAAGAUGGUAGAGAACAUCAAACAAACAAAAGAUGUUCAGGCCCCAGACGACCCAAAGGCAAACGAGAAACUUUACAUUGUGUGUGAUGUGGCAUUAUUUGUGAUCGCGAACAAGAGCACUUCAUGUCAUCUGGACUCCCCGAAAGAUCCUGUGCUGCCUAGCAAUUUCUUUACUCCACCUGAUAAGGAUUUUAUCAAUGAUAAGGAAUAUCUGUCACCAGAAGCAAAAUUAGUUCUGCAGACAGGGAAAAUCCAGCAACCACCAAAGCAGACAGGCGUGCUGGGGGCAGUGAACAAACCUUUAACGGUAGCAGUUCGCCGACCGUACAUUAAAACCACCACCUCUGACACGGGAAGCAAUGCAAGCACCAACUCUCAACCCAACUCGCCUGCGACAAAUAAGAGCAGGGAUGUGAGUUCUGAGGCCUCAGAGACGGGGGCGAGGGAGAAUGAAGAGAAUCCAGUCAUCACAAAAGCAGGAAGUGUAAAGAAGGAGGAGGCAGCUCAGCCCAGUGGGAAGAAGCGUGCUGCUCCUGCAAGUGACGGCACGGAGAACAGCGUGUCUUCAAACCCCUCGGCAGGGUCACAGCCCCCUGCCAAUAAACCCCGACGCGGUCGACCCCCGAAAAACGCUGCAGGCGUGGCCACACCGGAUAAAGAGGCUGGAGCUACGACAGGAGGAGGGGUCGGACGGGGCCGGAAGAGAGCAGCACCUGCUCAGGAUCCCGACAGCACAGCCUCAGCUGAUCCAAUCGGUGUCAAGACACCAAAACAGCAGAAAGAAGCAGAACCGAAAAGAGCGACGCCACAGAGACAGAUUGACCUGCAAAGGUAAAGCGUCGGUGCGUGAAGACAAGGACGGUCAGGCAGUAAAGGAUCGAGACAUCAAACGCUCUUCAUGAACCUGAACUGUCAUUAGCUCACACCUCAAGACGAACGAGGAUUCUUUAGAUUCAGAUGUUCAAACUUGUAUGUAGAAACACAGACCUGUUUCUCUUCAUUCGUUUUUUCUUUUGUGUUGAAAUUGUUCUUGUUGCCUCUCUGUCCCAAGCCAUUUUUAAAAACAAACAUUUGAAAGAAAAAAAAUCUGUUUUAAUCUACUCUAAGGUUGCUUAUUAAAUACCUGGAAAGAAUUUUUUACUGUUUUAACUCCCUCUCUUCUUUUAAUCCUCUAUUAAAUUGAAAUAUUGUCCUCCGAUUUCUUUGGUUGCAAGGAUUCAUUGAGGCUCAAGUUCUGUAUUCAAUUAGUUGAACUCUAUAAAGUGCCAAGACUACAAGACUCUGAUUAGUAAUUCUAUUUAUUCUGUUGGAUGGAUGAGCAUGAGUUCCUCACACUUUUACAAGGGACUCCCUGUAUUUGCUACGUGGAAUUAGUUUUUUAUAUUGAGAAACAUUGAGUUAUAAAUGUUCAAAUUGCUUCACAUUUAAAUAGAAAAAGCUGUUCGGUUUCAUUUUUUCCCAAGUGAUAAACAUGCGUUCACUUGAGAUGUCGUACCAGCGGCAGAACAGAGAUUCACGGAUAACACAAGUUUAAAUUUUUCACUUUUUUUAAUUCAAAAGAAUAUGACAGUUUCACAAUAAAUAACCAUGCUUGUACGGCUCGAGUAGGUUUUUUUUCUGUCGUGUUUUGUAAAGAAGCUUAAAGUGACUAAAGCCAGAGCCCGUGACCUGCAUUUCUCCUUUGACAGAAGUUUUUGUCCUUUAAUUCACUUCUUCGUGCAAUAUAUU
This is a messenger RNA of Sinocyclocheilus rhinocerous, 5044 nucleotides long. Its product is annotated as sister chromatid cohesion protein PDS5 homolog A-like. The record is from RefSeq and is a predicted model, not a curated record. NCBI's taxonomy places the organism in Eukaryota, Metazoa, Chordata, Actinopteri, Cypriniformes, Cyprinidae. The coding region runs from base 174 to 4151 and encodes 1325 amino acids. Gene Ontology annotation, cellular component: chromatin; nucleus. The transcript is spliced from 33 exons. Gene Ontology annotation, biological process: DNA repair; mitotic sister chromatid cohesion.